UGAUAAUUGGAUCUCUAUAUUUAUGUGAGAGUCAUUCACUCAGUAGCCCACCGAGUUGGCUUUUACCAGGAUGAGGACGAAUGGACUAGGAUUUCUAGGCGUAAUUUUUGCAGUUUUUCUUGCUCAGGGCUUUGGUGAGGAAGAAACAGUAUGCAAGGGACAAUGGGGAAAUUUUUACAACGGAAGCUGCUAUCUCGUUAUCGAGGUUCACUGGAGUCGGAGACAAAACCACCAGGGAGCGUCCAAGCUGUGCAGUGAAAUGGGGAGCAGAUUGUUGUCCAUUGACACUACGGAGGAGAUACAACAACUGGGGGUUCAUUUAAAUAACACCAUACAGCAAAAUGUAGGGGUUGGGAAAGAGUUUUGGAUUGAUACCUGGCUGGGAGGGAAAGCUGUUAAACCUAAACAAUGCCUUAUUAUAAAUAACUGGAACAACAGAAAUGGCGACACAUCAAUUUAUAAUCGAGGAGUGAAGCCGUGUGACAUGAGGCGUAACUGGAUAUGCAAAGGCGAUAUAGGCCACGUGAACAACAUGGUGGAAAGGGAAAUGUUAAGAAACAAUUUGGCCGUACUGUCAAAACAAUUAAUGUCGCAGAAUCUAGCAAUCGAAGAACAAGUGCGAUCAAAUGGAGAUUCCGGAUUGAAGCAAACAAGGCGCACGCUCACUGGUAGUCGACCUUACCACUCCGACACCCACACAAGCAAUAGAAUGGCAGCAAUGCAUGAUCACGCUAACAACAUAAGAACUGUUGGACUUGGAGAGUUCGCUGCAGUUUUGAAUGGUGUUGAGUUCCGCACCAGACACAAUGAUUUUCGCUUAAACAUGCCUAGUCGCACAGACCCAAGCUAUGGUGCCAUGGAAGAGAUCCCCUUUCCUCCGGUGCCACCAAGUGUACUUAAAAAAACAAAUGUACAAGGGCAGGUAAACGAAAUGCGUGAGUACUUCAGAGCGUGGGCCAACCAAGAUACUAAGCUACGCGACUACAAACCUUACUUCAGGCCAGUACUGUGCUAUCUUGAGGGAAUGUGGACAAACUCUGGGGAUAAUAUAGAAGAACCAUUUUUCAGUGACCGUCAUUUCAUUGAUGCAGCUACAUGGAGUGAAUUGGAAAGUAAAGUAAGGUUUACUGCAGCGACGGGAGGCAAGAGUUUGCAGGAGAAUUAUUCAUAUUUACCUGUUAAAAUUCAGAAGCUUUUCAAUGAUACGUUUCCCGUUUUCGCCCAAUGGAAUUACCGCAUCGCAUGUCAUCCAAUUAGUGGAGAUCUACCAUUGAACAGGUUUCGAGUAGUGGACGAUGUGUCAUCCAGAAUGGCUUUCAAGAAGACAUUUGACCAACACGCAAAAACAAGAGCUGCUCGCUUUGAACUUAACCAGUGGGAUCAAGAUAAAUGGCGACCUGAUGGGAUAUUCCAUCCACGUGCUGGUCUGCUUGACAAAUUGAUGUCUGAAAUUCCCGGUCGAAACAACUACAUGGCGAAUCUUGUAGAUGAUGCGUUUGGUUUGCCUGCUCAGGGACUAAAACCAGGUGCUGGCCCACUUAAUGCUGGAUUCUAUCACAGGUGGUACAAGGGACCUAGGAAUGAUGCCAUGGGUGUCAGUAUGCGUGCUCGUGGCUAUUCCGACAGCAGUGUCUUCAUGGCAAUGACAAACCAAUCAAAAGUGUCAUCUGUGGAUUUAGACGACCAGUGUAAAAAUGUUAAAGGAAAACGUACAUGUCAGCACUACAGUCAAAGAUGGACAUAUGCCAUACCACUUGAGAUAAUCUACCUGACGCCAUUAAGCACGUGGAACCCGUACGACCUUGAAUACAAGGGGAAUGCAUACAGCCCUCUUGGAAAAACAGUGCAAGCAGGUGGAAGAAAUGGUGGCACUAAACCGGAUAAGGCAUACAAUGGAAUAAAUAGUAGAGCUUACUACCUCACUCCUCAAGAAUUUUUCAAAGGGGGUAUCGUAGGGAGAGAUCCAGCAGAUACGGCAAAAGGUUCUGCAGGUGUAUUGGACAAAAAGGGUAAAGUUCGAGCCGUCAAGGCAUCAGGGAUCCGUAUAUUCUUCCCAAAUAUCCCAGGGGUUGGCACAUUGCGACAACGUUGGCCCAUAGCACCAGUGCAUGGGGAAGGAAGUGCAGUUUGGAAAGAACUUGAAGCCAUAAAGGACAUUUUAUUCAAUCCACAGAAGUAUCGUCACAUGUACCCAAGUGGAGGUAAUGUGGUACCACCUGAUGACGGUGACCUGUCACUACAAGUGGCUUAUACAACCAGUGAUCCACCAGGAGCACACAGCCACAUAGUGACCUUGACCCAACAACAGGCCAAGGAUGUCCGCAAUGGGAAGUCAGUUGUUGCAUUCACAAGCGAAGACAACAGUCAUCAGCAUCAAUUGACGAUCUCCUAUCAGGCCAACCCUCCGAGAUAUUUCAUUGCUAAAUGUGACAACAGGAAUACAUGCUGGGAUAAACAUGCAGCAACUCUUACUCCAGUCUCCUCUUUUGAUACUGCGCUUUAAUUAGACACGAUUUUGAUCGACAUUUGAAGUGUGUUGUUACUGGAAUUAUAGAAGAGCUCGAGUUCAAAGAUAUUUUUUCUCAUAAUGAAGAAAAAUAAUGAAUAUGUAUGUCAAGGAAUAAAGUAACAUAGUCUGUGUGUAAACAUGUAAACCUUUCAUUUAUAUAUGUAUAAUUUUUCUUCUUGAUCUUUAAUAAAACUCUAAAAACAA
Messenger RNA from Owenia fusiformis, 2713 nucleotides. The record is from the annotation of a GenBank genome assembly. NCBI's taxonomy places the organism in Eukaryota, Metazoa, Annelida, Polychaeta, Sabellida, Oweniidae.